AUGCAGCAUCGCACAACACAGCCAUAUUCAAGCGUUGCUCCAUUGCAUCACAUUCCGCAACAGUCGCAAACAAGGACAUUGAGUGGAAGUCAAAGCACGCAGCAACCCUACCCGUCGCCGAAUAUCUACACGCCUCAACCCAGUCUCCAGUCGCCGUUUCUCAAUAGCCAGGCUCAAUUCCAAGCGCAACCCGCCCCUGCCGACCCACCGAAUUUCUACCCUCCUACGCAAAGCCCACGAAGCCAGCAUAGCGGUGCUGGAGCUUAUUAUCCUCCAGAAAAACCCGAUUCUAUGGCAGCAACCGCGACCAUGCAGAGGCCCUACCCUCCAAUUUAUCACACUCCGCAGUCGAACUCGCCAGCUUCAGUCACUUCGCCCCAGACUCAUGAUCCUGCGCGGCCCAUGUAUGCUCAGCCAGGCUCUCAGUUGAGCCAGCCGCUUUAUGGCUAUCAGUAUGGGAUGAAUUCGGUACACCAGCCAAACUACGGACAGCAUCAUGCAACUCCCCAACAACACCAGAUCAACUCCCAAUCAAUGCUACCAUAUCAAUCUACAACUCCGCAGAUUGCUCCACCACAGGUUGCGUCACACCAUUCCACCAUUUCCAGCAGCCCAAGGCUAAAGUCGGAGCCGAACCAGCAUUAUCAACAGUCUUCCCAGGCGCGGCCGGGAAUGCUUCAACAACAGCAACAACAUCCAACUCCUGGUUCCCAACCCUCCGCCCUGCCGCAGCAACAAGCACAACAGCAAUCCACUCACCAGCAGCAGCAACAGCAACAGCAACAGCAACAGCAGCAGCAGCAGCAGCAGCAAAUGUCACAGCAACAGCAGCAGCAACAGCAACAACAACAGCAGCAGUCACAACAAAUGCCGCCAAAUCUACAGCAGGCAAACGCAAAUGCCGCGCCUGGACCUAUCCCUGCCACGACACCUUUGAAGGUGCGACAAGAUGGGAACGGGGUCCAGUGGAUAGCGUUUGAGUACUCCAGAGACCGCGUCAAAAUGGAGUAUACUAUCAGGUGUGACGUUGAGUCAGUGGAUGCCACUGUUUUGUCGCAGGAAUUCAAGUCCGAAAAUUGUGUCUAUCCGCGAGCUUGUGUGCCAAAAGAACAGUAUAAAGGAAAUCGAUUGACCUAUGAAACAGACUGCAACCACGUGGGUUGGGCGUUGGCAGAGCUGAAUCCGUGUCUACGAGGCAAGAGAGGACUGAUCCAACGGGCUGUGGAUAGCUGGAGAAACAGCAACCAAGAUCCGCGAUUGCGAAGUCGCCGCGUCCGUCGACAAGCCAAGAUGAACAGAUCCAAAAUGACACCUUCAUCCUUGGGCAAGGUGCCUGGAUCGAGUGGCGCCGUGUCGACAGGGCUUCCCGGUCCAAACUCAAUGGCAGCUCCCCCAACUAGGGCCCCUGGAUCUCUGCCCAGUACACAGUCUCAGAUACUCCAUCACGCCCAGGAUGUGUCUCCUACCGGCCAUGAGAAUGUUGGAGCAGCUCCUACCUAUAAUCCCGCACAACAGACUUAUCGACAAACCCCCGUGACCCCGCAAAUGACGAGUCCAAACGACUUGCGACAAAGUCAUGUUUUCACAGGCUAUCCAAGCUACCCAGCUUCUCUAGCUCCUUCUAUGGGCCCGUCCAUGGCUCCAUCAAUGCAAGGAGGUCUCCACCAUCUCGGACGGCCUGGAGGAACAGCGGCCAUGGUUUCAAAAGAACAAGAGGAGAGGAAUGAGGAAGACAAUGCCUUGUUCGGAGAGCUGCCUGAAGGCAAACGCCGAAAGUUCAUUCUGGUGGAGGAUACGCAGAAGAAUGCCCGCGUGCGAGUCAAGGUUACUUUGGAUCAGAUCGAGAUGAGUGAGAUCCCGGACUCUUACCGCAAGCAGAACUCUGUCUUUCCUCGAGCAUACUUCCCGGUUCAGAUGCAGACUGGUUCCGAGUCGACCCCAGGCGCUCGUUUCGUCGAAGAAGGGGACGAAGUUGAUAGUGGUGUGCCAACGAUUGGGAAAACAUCUGUCUCUGUUCCAACCACAGAUGGUGAAGCCGAGGUUUCUGUUCCCCUGAUCUCGAGAAGCAAAAGAGGCCGGGAGCAGAAGAUCAAUGAACUGGGAUAUCGCAUGGCCUGGGGACAGGGCCGAGUCUUUUCGGGCAGACCAAUCUUCCUUGCUCGAGCUCUCGACGCCUAUCGCAGCAAGCAACGAAGUGCACUCCUUGCAUCCGGUUCCGAUCCAUCACAAAUCCCUGCUCACCUCGAAAGUCGACCUGGCAAGAGGAAGUGGCUCGAACGAACCAGAGCUACGGCGCAAGCACCAACACCGCCAGCCCCCGCUUUGGACUAA
This is a messenger RNA of Fonsecaea multimorphosa CBS 102226, 2331 nucleotides long. RefSeq lists its product as uncharacterized. Lineage: Eukaryota; Fungi; Ascomycota; Eurotiomycetes; Chaetothyriales; Herpotrichiellaceae. The record is from RefSeq and is a predicted model, not a curated record. The transcript has 4 exons. Bases 1 to 2331 code for a protein of 776 amino acids.